AUGAUGAAUCAUGAGAAGAGUUGGGCUGCGAUUCUUCCUGGUCUUUGCUUGCCUUGGCCUCAUCCACCUAUCUCUCUCUCUCUCUCACACACACACACAAUUAAUCUUAGCUUUUCCUGGGGUUUCUUGCCUUUUCCGAACCUGAAUUUCUUUUACUUUUAUUAUUCACAUAUAUACUGUAAUUUGCCACCCCGUUCCUCUUUGGUCUGCCACUAUAAUCAUCACCUUCUGUACUAUCAUCUCCACCUACUGAUAUUUUUUCUUUGUAUCCACUGUCUCUCUUUUUUUUAAUCACAUAUAUAGAUAUAUUGAUAGCUACAAAAGGAGAGGGUUAUUGGGUAGUGGGAAGGUUUGAAGAGAAAACAAAACCAUCUUAUUAUUGUCUGUCUGUUCUUUCCAUAUAUAUAUAUAUAUAUAUAUAUUGAAAUAUUGCAUGGUGUGUUUGAUGGAUUCAAGAGAGAUUGGAAAGAUAUAUAUGAAUUGUGUUACAGAGUUGCUCAGACAAGCAAAGCAACAUUUUCAUGGUUAGAUAGCGACUUUGUGAUGAUUAAUCACCCAUCGUAUAUAUAUAUAUAUAUAUAUAUAUAUAUAUAUAUGAUUCCUAGCCAGCCUUCACGAGAUUAAUUUGCUUUUACCACUCAUUGAAUUAUGCCUUAUCUGUGUCUACAUGUCACUGCCACAUGUUCAUCAACUUAGGACUGGCUUUAGUCUGGCUUAGUUGUAUGAUUCUCCCUUAAUUAAUUUCCGUGUUUUUUUCUUCAGAGGAUCCAAAGUGGGUUGUUACAAGUCUAGUAGGGCUUGACUUGGCUUGCUUAUCCAAGAAAUCAAACCAAAUUAAUAUAUAUAAAAAAGAGAGAGAGAUCAGAGUAGUAGUGGGUUGGGUUUUGUUUUGUUUUGUAUUUGUUUUGUUGGAGUCUUCUUUACAGACAAUGUUUUCUGCUACUGUUAUGUCUAACUCAACAACUUCUUUGUCAACUGAGGAAGCAGCUAGUACUGUUUCUUCUGGUACCAGAGUUCAAGACUUUGGUACCAGUUUAAAUCCAAUGCUUUCAACCAUUUCUUCUACACAGGAGCAGCCACAGAAGAUCAAGAAGAAGAGAAACCUCCCCGGAAACCCAGAUCCAGAUGCUGAAGUAAUUGCGCUGUCCCCUAAGACCCUCUUGGCAACCAACAGAUUUGUGUGUGAGAUCUGCAACAAGGGGUUUCAGAGAGAUCAGAACCUUCAGCUUCACAGGAGAGGCCACAAUCUUCCAUGGAAGCUGAAGCAAAGAAACAGCAAAGAGAACAGAAAGAGAGUCUAUGUUUGCCCUGAGCCCACUUGCAUUCACCACCACCCUUCAAGGGCUCUUGGUGAUCUUACAGGAAUCAAGAAACACUUCUGCAGAAAACAUGGGGAAAAGAAAUGGAAGUGUGAGAAAUGUUCUAAGAUCUAUGCUGUUCAAUCAGAUUGGAAGGCUCACUCUAAAACCUGUGGAACAAGAGAGUAUAGAUGUGACUGUGGAACCCUUUUCUCCAGGAAGGAUAGCUUUAUCACCCACAGAGCAUUCUGUGAUGCUCUAGCUGAAGAAAGUGCAAGACAUGUACUAGUCUCAUCAGCUGCAAACCCAACUGCCCAACCCUUCAAUCUACAGCUACAAAACCCACCUCUCUUUCCUUUCUCAACCCAACAACACUUCCCAAACCCACAAAUGCACAUCUCCCUCACCUCUUGGGACCACCCACCUCAAAACCCUAACCCUAACCCUAACCCUAAUCCUAAUCCACUUCAUAUCAAGCCUGAAUUCAUCCACCUCUCUAUCCCACCACCACCAAUACCCAUGUCUUCACCAUUUCUCCAACAAUCUACUAAGCCCCUUCAGAUAUCCUUCCAAAACCUCAAUGCCACUACACAACCACCCACCUCAAACGCUGCCACCUCAGCUCACCUCUCAGCCACUGCACUCCUCCAAAAGGCUGCCACAGUUGGCCACGUGGCAUCCACAAUGACUCAUCCGUUGGGCCACAUGGGCGGCACCGGAAUGGCGCCGGAGUACCUGGGCUACACGUCUGGAGAUCUUGCCACGUGGCAAAAGACUGAUCGCCUGACCAGGGACUUUCUGGGUUUGACAGCUGAGAGUGGUGGAAGUGGUGGAGUUGGUAAUGGAAAUACUAUUGAUGCCAAUGCUAAUGCUAACCUGAACCUGAGGAAUAUGCUAUCAUUCACAGGAGGCGUAGAGUUCCCAGCAUAUGACCCUGACAAUGACCACUCACUGUUGAAGCCGCAAGGCUUUGGUUUUGCUGAGGCUGCCUCGGAGACCUGGGGGAAUUGUUAAGUGUGUAAUCCGUGCAGACAGAGACAACCCAAAUCCAGAGAGAGAGAGAGAGAGAGAGACUUUUGCCAUAGCAUUUCUGUUUUUCCUUCUUGUUUCUUAAAUUAAAAUGCUUAUUAACUAGAAGGGUUUUAUUGGGAUUUGCAGCAUUAUAUGUUUCUUUUUGUUUAAAAA
Messenger RNA from Cornus florida, 2483 nucleotides. RefSeq names its product protein indeterminate-domain 12-like. NCBI's taxonomy places the organism in Eukaryota, Viridiplantae, Streptophyta, Magnoliopsida, Cornales, Cornaceae. Gene Ontology annotation, molecular function: DNA-binding transcription factor activity. The transcript has 3 exons. The record is from RefSeq and is a predicted model, not a curated record. The coding region runs from base 930 to 2312 and encodes 460 amino acids. Gene Ontology annotation, cellular component: nucleus.